This is a messenger RNA of Saccostrea cuccullata (small rock oyster), 4942 nucleotides long. Its product is annotated as inositol polyphosphate-4-phosphatase type I A-like. The transcript is spliced from 32 exons. Gene Ontology annotation, molecular function: cysteine-type deubiquitinase activity; phosphatidylinositol-3,4-bisphosphate 4-phosphatase activity. Gene Ontology annotation, biological process: protein deubiquitination. The coding region runs from base 92 to 4177 and encodes 1361 amino acids. Gene Ontology annotation, cellular component: cytoplasm. NCBI's taxonomy places the organism in Eukaryota, Metazoa, Mollusca, Bivalvia, Ostreida, Ostreidae. The record is from RefSeq and is a predicted model, not a curated record.
UUGGGUAUUUAUGUUUUUAUUAAAAUUUAUCACAGGUGAUGUGAGCAUGUAAAUUCUGAAGUUCUAUCCAAACCCUGGUACUGGUACCAUCAUGAGGUUUAACAAUAAAGAAUUGGUUCAUCUGGCUCACGAAGGAUCAUUUGACAAAGAGGGACCUCUGUUGAUGAAGGACAAGUUGGAUGGGUUGUUUAAGAAAGGAGAAGAAUAUCAGAAGCGAUAUCUGAGAUUGAAAGGAAACCUGCUAUUUUAUUUCAAAGACAAAGACAAAUCUGUGUCCAGUGAACCCCCUGUUGGAGUUCUGGUUAUAGAGAGAUGUACCGUAGAAUUGGACCUGGCAUCUGUAGACUUUGGAUUUCUUUUAGUUUAUGAGGGAGAGGAGCACACAUAUAAGUUCCAGGCGGCCUCAGAAGAAGAGAGGGAUGAUUGGAUCCAGAAGAUCCACACAGCCAGCUAUGAGUGCCUGAAGAUGCAGCUCCAGAGUCUACGAGAACAGAUUCAGGCCAAAACCGGGAGGGACCCCAUCACUCAACCCCCACCCACAGAAUUUGGCAUGGAGUUUGAAACCCAGUCAGGCAAUGCUAAUGACGACCCUGCUCUGGAGAUCUGCCUUUCCUGUACGGACCUACCCAAUGACAUCAGUGGACAGCCUCCCAAUCCCUUUAUUGUGCUGAGUACAAUAGUGCCACCCCAGCAGACCUGGAUCCAGCACAGCAAUACAGAGGUUGUAGAAGCCAAUAAUAAGCCCCAAUUUCUGAAGACGAUUGGAUUUGGGGACAAGGAUGGAGUUGAUACGACUAUGCGUGUGAAGAUCACUGUGUAUCAUGUCAAAGAGAGGCUAACAGGCACUAUGUCCCAAUUAGGCCAUGCCAUUUUCACUUUACAAGACGUUUUGAUGAGUGUAGAUAUGAAAACAACACUCAGGCUAUUAGGGCCUGACCAGCUAGGUUGUGGAACUGUGACUAUCAUGGCUUGGGUAAAUGACACAAACCUCUCCUUAUCACAAUCAGAGUCAGAAACAAGUCCAAAAAAGCCUGCCAUUGUACGGCGCCGCUCAAAACGUGUCGACACCCUCCGUCCACAUUACAAGAACAUCAUCACUCGUACAUUCCGAUUUGACACAACCAAAGGCGAUGUCAAACUCCUGGUGCAUGAAUACAUGGGAGAAAGCAUGUUUGCUUUUGACAUUCCAAUGCAACUUCUGAAGUUAUGGAUUGAAGAAGAAAAGCAUGUUUUGUCCCAGCUUCAGGAUAUAGGUCAGCUUCCCCAGGAAUACGAGAGUGAGCAGAUCGCUAUGAUAACUGUAUCAGCUGCCAUUGUCUCCAACUAUACUGACUCGCUCAACAGACUGAGCAGUCACCAAGGACCCUGCUUUAAAGCGAGCACCAUGAAAGGUGAUAAAGAGCUGGAGUUUGUUCCCUUGAAUCUCCAUCUGCAAAGAAUGACUGUGAUCAAUGAAGAAAAAAAUACCACUGGUUGGUAUGAUGUGAUCACUGUUGGGGCUUUCACGGCAUACGCUCAGAAAUAUAAACAUGGCGGCCUAAGUCGUCUGCUGACUCAGCUACAGGAAUCGUACUCCACGGAGAACGACACGGUGACGAACCUCUCAGUGGCCUGUGAUCUAGUGAACCAAAUAUAUGACCUCAAAAUGAGCAUAUCUAAGGACUGUGAUAGAUUGUGUAAGGUGACAGUGAAUGGAGCAGCAGAGGACCUGACAGCGGUGGCAGAUUCUCUACAGAAAAAGAUUAGAAAACUGGUGGAGAAAUGUGAGACACCAUUAGUCCAAAACACGGCAGAUGAAUACAACAGAAUUAAAAUAGAAAUGUCCCAGAAUUGUGAAAACUCUAAUUCAGGGGACACAACUAAGGACGGCAUGUCUAAUGGGGGAAUCAAGCGAGGAACCAACUGGAAGUGGUCCGGCACAGACUUUGUCAAGAGCUCCAUCGCUGAACCCUGGGAAAUGACCCGACUGAAUACUGAGGCUGCUGCCAUGUGUUUGAUCUCAAUUAUUGACGAUCUCGUGCUCAAGCAGAGUGAAUCUGCAGACAGGACAAAAUGGCUGGAUGAAAUCAGCCCAGCUGUUAUCAAACUUAAGAGUUUUCUGGAAAUUGUCUAUCAGAAAAUUCUAUUGAUUGUUAUGUUCCUACAUAUACAGGAAAACCGUGGAAAUUCCAGGCUGAUGCAUAUUGUGAGAUAUCGAAGAGAUGUGUGCUUUUCUCAUGCUUUCUUGUUUUACUUGUACAGUGGUUUUGUUACCAAGGUAACCACCUGUAUCUCAAAUGAAGACUUUCUGAGACAGAUACAGGAAGUAGGAGUGUUCUGUCAGUUCGAGGGAUUACUCAGUUGCUAUGGCGAUGAGAUGGGGAUGAUCGAGGAUUUCUGUGUGGCAGUAGAUGAUAUGAAGUUUGUCACUUUUCAGUUUGUCAAAUCAGAUGACCCUAGUGCUUCACCCACAGUCUUUCAGGAUGGCCAUUUCAAGAGUGGUGUUUAUGGAGAUUUUCACAGACACUGUGUCAGUGUACACAUUCCCCUUCAGGAUGAGAUGUUUGACAAACUACCAAUAGAGUUACAGCGAGGAGGCAAAGUGACCGUCACCCCUGUCAUCUUCAACAUUGGUAUCAAUGAGCAGGCCUCAUUGGCAGACAAAAUUGGUGAUACAUCACUGCAAGAAAGAAUCAAUGUUGAAAAUGUUACCAAAGUGAAUGAUUAUCUAGACAGCUAUGAAAAGAAACUUGGGAGUUUAGAUAAAGGAAAGUUAGGUCAGGGUACAAUAAAUGACUUGAGAAACAAACUGCAUUACAAUGUUAAUGCCAAAAAGAGCAAAAAUACAGAUGUUCUGAAACUGGCGGCAGAGAUCUGCAGGAAGAUAAAUGGGAUACGCAUCAUCAGUUGUAAGAGUGCUAAGGAUAGGACAUCUAUGAGUGUAACAUUAGAGCAGGUGUACAUACUUCAACAGGAGCAUGAUCUGGCUUCACACGUCUUCUCACAGUCACUGGACUGUUUUAGAAGUGAGGGAGUAAGAAGAGAAAACACAUAUAAAAACAUUGGUUCUAGGAAAUAUGCAUUUAAUAGUUUCCAGCUUCUUUAUGUUCCAAAACUCUACAGACCACCAAACGGGACUUAUGGAAAUGGUAACAAUGCUUCCCAACUAGAAAAAGAGAUAGGCUCAGAGCAGCUUCCUGCAAAUGAACAUUAUUUUGGGCUUGUUAAUUUUGGGAACACUUGUUACUGUAACUCCGUUCUACAAGCCCUCUAUUUCUGUCGACCGUUCCGAGAGAGAGUUCUUCAGUUCAAGCAGCACCAGAAAAAUAACAAAAAGGAAUCACUACUGACCUGCUUAGCAGAUCUGUUCUACAGCAUAGCCACACAAAAGAAAAAAGUGGGCACAAUCGCUCCAAAGAAGUUCAUCACUCGACUGAGAAAAGAGUAUGAGCUCUUUGACAAUUUCAUGCAGCAGGAUGCUCAUGAGUUUCUGAAUUACUUGCUAAACAGAGUGUCUGAGCUUCUUCAAGCAGAAAAACAAGGAAAUAAAGGUAAAGCUAACGGAGCAGAAAAUCAGAAUAAGACGGAACCCACGUGGGUAGAAGAGUUAUUCCAGGGCACCUUUACCAAUGAAACACGAUGUCUCAAUUGUGAAACAGUGAGCAGUAAGGAUGAGGAUUUUCUGGAUCUGUCAGUGGACGUAGAACAGAACACUAGUAUAACUCACUGUCUGAGAGGCUUCAGCAGUAUGGAGACGCUAAGUGCUGAGCACAAGUAUUACUGUGAAGUGUGCUGUAGCAAGCAGGAGGCACAGAAAAGAAUGAGAGUGAAGAAACUUCCACAGAUUUUAGCCCUGCAUUUAAAACGAUUUAAAUAUAUGGAACAGAUGAACAGAUUUACCAAGCUCUCCUACCGAGUUGUCUUUCCUCUGGAACUUCGACUGUUCAAUACGUCUGACGAUGCCUGUAAUCCAGACCGAAUGUAUGACCUUGUUGCCGUGGUGAUACACAUAGGAAGUAGUCUCAAUCGGGGCCAUUACAUCAGCAUCGUCAAAAGUGAUGGGUUCUGGUUGCUGUUUGACGAUGAUAUAGUGGAUAAAAUCGAUUCCAGUACAAUAGAAGAUUUCUAUGGAAUCCCAUCAGACUUGCAGAAGAAUUCCGAGACAGGCUACAUACUGUUUUAUCAGUCGAGAGAGUAGACAACAUCUCCAUAUUGUACAGAACCUCCAGGCCUGCUCCACUGGCAAUCAGCUGUUUUUAUUCCUUGUAUAUUACAAGGAGAAUUCUAUCACUACAGAGAUGUGGUAUUUGUGACCAGAGGUAUUUGUUGUUGUUUCUUUCUUUGUCUGAUGGAUGUGCUUAACGGGUCACAUUGUUAUGAAAAUUUACUUCAUUUCUCCAUGUGAUAUUGUUGUAUUCACGUUCAUUGAUCAGUGGUAUUCCGAUAAAGGUUUACCAUAGAGUUAUAAAUGGUUUUCCAUGAUAAAGGACAUGCCAUAUUGAAUGUGUAUGGUGUGAUAUUUUGCUUUAUUUGACCUCAUUUAUUGAUCAUGCCAGGGAUGAGAAUGUAAUGAUAGUCAUAAUUUAAAACCAACAUUAUUUAAUCUUCAACAUUUUUUAAUUUGCUGUCAAGAUAUUGUUUCAUAUUGGAUAUAGGUAUGAUGAAUAAUUGAUGAUGCUCUGAUGAAUUCUUAAUGGAAAAGUUAGAUGCUGGUGAACAUUUACUCUAAUAGUGCAAUGUUAGCAUUUAACCACUGUUUUAUUAUGAUAUUUUAAAUCAUUCCUCAUAUUUACAUACAGAUAUUUUAUACAUAUUACUUGUAUGUACAUUAAACAUUUAUUCUAAAAUAAUUAUUUUAUACUGAAAAAGUACUGAAGUAUACAAGAUCAUUUUUAUGAUGAUUGUGAAAAAGCAGUUUUUUAAAUCAAAUUUUCAAUUAAAGAUGAGGAAAAUACAUUUUUUU